AUGGCAACCCUACCAUUCGAGCUUGCGCCAGAAGAAUUGAGUGGUCAAGAAGCAGAUCAACAAAGCAGUAAGCAUACAACUUCAAGGAGUGUGAACGUGAAGAAGUCAUUGCUAGUGAAAUGGAUGUCAUCUGCUGUUAAUGCUCCAAAGCCUCCAACAGAGAAGCGGAGGAAGUCAUCUGCUUCGAACGUGCAAUUUGUGAGGUCCCCGCUACUGAAUAGGAUCCUAGCAUCGCCAAGGAUGCGCCACUCCAGAGCCAAACACCAGAGGUCACCAUGUGCAGGAUUGUCAUCUUCAACCUUACCUGAUGAUACAAGAACGAUUGCUUCUCCUAAUCUUGGCAAAGAUGCAGCAUCAAGGAGCGUGGAUAGGAUCAAGUCCUUGCUGUUGAAAUGGAAGUCAUCUGUUGUUAAUGCUUCAAAUCAUUCGGAAGGAAUGCAGAGGAAGUCAUUUGCUUCACGUGUGCAUUAUGUGAGAUCUCCGGUACUUAAUAGAAUGCUACAGUCACCAAGGAUGAGCCAGUCUCCGGUACUAUCUGUAAGAUCAUCAUCUUCGUCUUCAUUUGAUGAUACAAGAAUGGUUAUUUCUCCUGAUCUUGGCCCAGAUGCAUCAAGACCAAUUAAGAGACGUAAACUUAGAUCUGAUGUGUGGAAAGAAUUUGAGCCUAUUUAUGAGGGGAAUCUAGUAGUACAAGCUAAAUGUAUUCAUUGUUUGGAGCUCUUGUCUGCUACUCGAGAUAAUGGUAGAAGUGCUUGUCGUAGGCAUUUGAAAGUGUGCAAAGAAAGGACUAGAAUGAACCAGUUGGUUGAAAGCAUGAACACAGGACUAUCCCCCGAUUCACUAGCUCUGAAGAAUUGGAAAUUUGACCAAGAGGUCUCACGUAAAGCCAUGAAGAGAAUAAUAGGUUUUGGUCCUGUAGCUUCGCCCCAUGAUGGUUUUACUUUGUUUAAUGCAUUGUUGAAGUGUUUGCAAGAAUGGAAGUUAGAGCACAAGAUAUGUGUUCUAGUAGUUCUAGAUCCUAGGUUUAAGCUCAGUUUUGUAUCAUUUCGUUUGGACACUGGUUUUGGUGAUAAAGGUCCAGCAUACACUGAAAUGGUAAAUGCCACAUUGCAAAAUCUGUUUUCUGCAUAUUCAUCAAUGGCACCUGAUUUAAACUACUCACAACCAGAGCCCAAUGAUGGAAGUAUUGAUGAAGAAGACUGUUGGGCAGACUUUGAACAACAUCUUGCAGCACAAAAAAGGAAGAGAGUGAAAACACCCGCAUCGACUGUAGCUUCUGAAUCUGCAUUUUCCACUAGUGGAAGAAUUGUUAGUGACUACAGAAGUCGACCAACAAGCAAGAAAGUUCAAGCCUUAGUUUAUCAGAUGUUAAAUUAUCAGAAGAUGAUAUUGGCGAUGGUGACGAUAUUUGAGGAAAGGAGGUGUCAGAUGGGAGAUAGGUUGAUUCCUGGUCUCAUGCCUGGUAACUACAGUGAGACCAUAUGUGUGCAUGCCUCUAGGUUAUGUGACUUCUAUGAUCCACAUGAUGAAUCAAAGUUGCUGCAUAGUGACUUGGUUUUGAUUGAUGAAGAGGGAAAUUGCAUCCAUGCACAGAUUUACCCACCAGACCAUGAGCAGUUCAAGCCUUUGAUAAAGGAAGGAAAUAUGUACAACCUGUCAUACUUCGGGGUCAGGAAAUCUGGACAGUACAAGCCGGUUGAUAAUGAUCACAUGAUCAAUUUUACAAGGUGGACUUCUAUGGAGGAGGUCAUUGAGAUCCCACCAGCUUUCCCUAUGUAUACCUAUUCCCUUACUCCCAUGGACCAGCUGCCACCGCGUGUUGAGGACAACAAAUUCUUCAUAGAUGUCAUUGUUGUAGUCACUAUGCUCUCUAAUGUUUCAUCAAUGCGGAGUAGAACACGCCAGAAUGAAGUACUGAAGUGGACAGUCACUAUAUGCAAUGCAAGCGGUGCUUCACUGGAUGUUAUACUUUGGGGUGAGCGGGCAACUGCGUUCCCAGUUGAACAGGUCCAUAGAGAUGGAAAGGCCACCCCGCGGACCGUGAUAUUUGUUGGGACUCUUGUGAAGUGCUUUGCAGAUAAAGUGUCUUUGUCUAGGGGAUCAUCAUGCAAGUGGGACAUAAAUCUUGAGGUCCCUGAGGCGAAGGCCCUUGCAGCAAGUGUGGCAAGCAUCUAUCAACCAGUCAAAUGGGAUCAGCAUAUGGCUUCCAGUGAGCCUGUGGCUUUCGCUGCUCCUGAACAUAAAAAGGUCUUCGACAUCAAGAUACUUUCAUAG
Molecule: messenger RNA, 2274 nt
Organism: Miscanthus lutarioriparius
Lineage: Eukaryota; Viridiplantae; Streptophyta; Magnoliopsida; Poales; Poaceae
Source: the annotation of a GenBank genome assembly